Messenger RNA from Brassica napus (rape), 2218 nucleotides. RefSeq names its product transcription factor MYB78. The record is from RefSeq and is a predicted model, not a curated record. Gene Ontology annotation, biological process: regulation of DNA-templated transcription. NCBI's taxonomy places the organism in Eukaryota, Viridiplantae, Streptophyta, Magnoliopsida, Brassicales, Brassicaceae. Gene Ontology annotation, cellular component: nucleus. Bases 104 to 1060 code for a protein of 318 amino acids. The transcript is spliced from 3 exons. Gene Ontology annotation, molecular function: sequence-specific DNA binding; DNA-binding transcription factor activity.
CCAUCUUUACCUGUGCACACAAACAACAUCCAUUCUCUCUCUACACAACUCCAACAAAAAGUAGUGUCUUUUCUCUUAAUCUCUCUUUGUUUCAACUUUCAAUAUGGAUGACAAAAGAAGCUUAAUGAUGAACAAGAACAUUGGAGAUUUCGAGAAUAACGUGGAUGAAGAAAUGGACCUAAGAAGAGGUCCAUGGACAGUUGAGGAAGAUUUCAAGCUCAUCAAUUACAUUUCCACUCAUGGUGAAGGCCGAUGGAACUCUCUCUCUCGUUGCGCCGGACUCAAACGGACCGGAAAAAGCUGCAGACUACGGUGGUUAAACUAUCUCCGGCCAGACGUCCGCCGUGGAAACAUAACCCUUGAAGAACAACUCUUAAUUCUUGAACUUCACUCCCGUUGGGGCAAUAGAUGGUCUAAGAUUGCACAAUAUUUACCAGGAAGAACAGAUAACGAGAUCAAAAACUAUUGGAGAACACGUGUGCAAAAGCAUGCUAAACAGCUUAGAUGCGACGUGAACAGUCAACAAUUUAAAGACACCAUGAGGUAUCUUUGGAUGCCUCGUCUCGUCGAGCGGAUCCAAGCCUCCGCUUCAACCUCCACCGGUUCUGCUACAACGUCGUCUUGCGUCACCACCCCUUCAGAUCAGUUCUUGAUGACGUCAUACGAUGCCGGACUCAAUAACAAUAACAACACCAACAUGGACCACUUGAAUUUCAUGAGCAACCCUAAUGGUUAUGUCACGCAGGAAACUUCAAGCGUGUCAGUGUCCCCGACGUCCGGUUUAACCGAGUAUCACAUCGGUAGUGAAGUGGAAAAGGUUGAGAACAACCAGGAUCAGAGUUUGGUGGGUCCACAAAUCAUGUCGCCGCCGCAGAAUUAUUUGGAUGUUAACGGUGGAUUGUUAAGCGAAGAUUUAACGCAGAGUUAUCAUAAUUGGUUUGAAAAUGAUAAUGGAAUGAUAUCUCCUUAUUCGGACAGUUUUUGGAACAUAGGGAGUGAUGAAGACUUUUGGCUCUUAUUACAGCAACAACAGCAGCUCGUCAACAAUGGAAGCUUCUGAAUAGACAAGAAAUUAUUUCUAAACAAGAAAAUAAGAAAGAAAAGAAUAGUAAAGUGGAUUAAUCAGUGUGUAAAAGGAAUUUGUAUUUGAAAAGGAGGGUUUCUUAAAUAUUAGCAAUUUUAAAUAUAUUGGGGGCAAUUAGGAGUUUGUUAUUUUUGGGUCAAUUUGAUUGGUUUGUGUUCCUUUGGGAUUUGAUACUAUAUUUAUGCCAAUAAUUUACAAAACAAUUUGGAAUCAAAUAAUAAGUUGAUAUCUUUUUAUUUUUUGUGAAUUUAAUUGAUUGAUGUUUUGCAACCAAACGUAUUUGAUGAUUUCCUUCAUGGAAGCAUGCUAUUAUUAUAUAAAUACAAUUCAUUUCAUUCUGUAUGUUUUUGCCAAAGAAACCAUAAUUGGUUGGCUCCACCAUGUUUCAUACUAUACUUAGUUAACUCAGUAUGUCACACAAGCAAACAAAAAGUCUGCAUAUAUUAUAAUGUCAUUGGCAUGAUAUAUGAGAAAAAUGGAUAAUCCAAAUAUCCAAUUCAUGAUGCUUUUAAGAAACAUGUCUAUGGGACCUGUAUAUGGGAAAAAGGGGACCAAAGUGUGUGAAAGGCUUUGGGUUCAAAAGUAGACAAUCUCAAAAUUUGUCCACGUGGUAAUGUCUUAAUGGUUAAUCUCUGAGUUUAAAGGUGACCAUUAAGGGGAUUAUUAUUCUUGUGGGAAUGUUAUAAUCAUCAAUCUAGCUAUGUAAUAAAAUAUAGAGAAAUACAUGGUUAGUGAUGAUAAUUCCACCAUUAACGCGUGCAAAUCUUAAUUUUUAAUUAAACCCAUUAUAUUAUUGUACGGACGAUCCCACCACUAUCCAGAAAAUACCUUCCUUGCAUUGUAAAUUUGUAACACAUCAUCCAACCUACGUCGUCUUCCUAUCUACACUUCUUUUCUAAAGUAUAGCAUAUCUUAAUAUAUAUAUAACUAUCAGUAGUAAUCUACUACUAAAACAUUAUAUUUAUAGAACUUAAAGAUUCAAAUAAGAAUUGCUCUCUUAUUAAUAACUUGAGAAAAUAACUCAAAACUCAAGCUCUCAAUCUCUAAACUCUAGUAAGUGAUAUCACAACUCAAUAUCUACUUAUAUAGAGCUUAUGUAUUCCUAAUCCUAUUUGGUAACACAACUUUAGAUAA